Messenger RNA from Lotus japonicus, 1671 nucleotides. Its product is annotated as cysteine synthase 2. Gene Ontology annotation, cellular component: cytoplasm. Gene Ontology annotation, molecular function: cysteine synthase activity. The transcript is spliced from 6 exons. The record is from RefSeq and is a predicted model, not a curated record. Bases 26 to 1276 code for a protein of 416 amino acids. NCBI's taxonomy places the organism in Eukaryota, Viridiplantae, Streptophyta, Magnoliopsida, Fabales, Fabaceae.
CAACACUUGACAACACAGUCCAAAAAUGGUGUCAGCAGCGAGAAGCGCAGGCGCUGUUGGUGCCAUCUUGAUCGUGUCGUUGGUGGUGGCCUAUUUCAUCUCGAAGAAGAAAUCUCAAACGAAGAAGAAGAAGAAGAAGGGAAUCGUUGAAGCCAUUGGUAACUCCCCUUUGAUUCGAAUCAACAGCCUCUCCGAUGCCACUGGUUGCCAAAUUCUUGGCAAGUGCGAGUUUUUGAACCCUGGAGGUAGUGUCAAAGAUCGUGUUGCACUUCAUAUUAUUCAAGAGGCUUUAGAAUCUGGCCAGCUACGUCCAGGUGGAAUAGUUACUGAAGGGAGUGCUGGAAGUACUGCCAUUAGCAUUGCAACUGUUGCUCCUGCCUAUGGAUGCAAAAGCCACGUCGUUAUACCGGAUGAUGCUGCCAUUGAGAAGUCUCAAAUACUUGAAGCUCUUGGAGCAACUGUUGAAAGAGUACGGCCGGUGUCAAUUACUCACAAAAACCAUUUUGUCAAUAUUGCAAGAAGACGAGCAUCUGAAGCAAAUGAGUUUGCAUUGAAGCAUAGAAAUUCACAAUUGAAUGGCAAGGACUCAAAGCAAGUAAAUGGUUAUAAAUCUGAUGGAGACAAUCACAGUUCACUAUUUCCUACUGAUUGUCAAGGUGGCUGUUUUGCUGAUCAGUUUGAGAACUUGGCAAACUUCAGGGCCCAUUACGAGGGUACAGGGCCUGAGAUUUGGGAACAGACAAAUGGAAAGCUAGAUGCAUUCAUUGCAGCAGCAGGCACUGGUGGCACUGUGGCUGGUGUUUCUAGGUUCCUUCAGGAUAAGAAUCCAAAAAUCAAGUGCUACCUCAUCGAUCCUCCUGGUUCCGGCUUGUUUAACAAGGUAACAAGGGGAGUGAUGUACACUAAAGAGGAGGCCGAAGGACGAAGACUCAAGAAUCCAUUCGACACCAUAACAGAAGGGAUUGGAAUUAACAGGGUAACAAGGAAUUUUGCAAUGGCAAAACUUGAUGGGGCCUUUAGAGGCACAGAUAUGGAAGCCGUUGAAAUGGCUAGAUUUCUCUUGAAGAAUGAUGGGCUAUUCCUGGGGAGUUCUUCUGCAAUGAACUGUGUUGGAGCUGUUAGAGUAGCACAGACACUUGGCCCUGGUCACACAAUUGUAACCAUUCUCUGCGACAGUGGAAUGAGACACCUGAGCAAGUUUUAUAAUGCUGAGUACUUGUCCCAGCUUGGGUUGACACCAAAAGCAACUGGAUUGGAGUUCUUGGCUAUCAAAUGAGUUAUGUUCCUUCAGAGUUUUGAGAUGCCUACAAGACCUUUUUUUAACCAAGGGUCUCCAAUAGCAGAUAGCCAGAGACUAACCUACUUUGUGGCGUAGAGAUCACUGAAGUGGAUCGGAAUCCUCUGUCCUUGUUUCGACUCAACCGAAGUGGAUUUUACCUUUGCUAACAAAUCAUUUUCCAUAUACACGAUCAAGGUUCCAACAAGUCCAUUAUAUUUGUUUGAUACAUUAUAGACUAUCAUUCGUUAGUAUACCACCAUUUAUUCAAGUGGGGAAUGAUAAUUCAUCAACAAAAUAUGUUCAACUCAAACUAUUUGGGUACGGAGGGGGAUUAGACUAGCGGUGUUUGUCCUGAAAUUAAUGAAAUGACAGAGUAAUCAACGUCAUAACUA